AACACGAAGGCUUUUAAACUCUCGUAAAUAUGUUGAAAAAUAUUUCCGGGAGAACAUUUUCACUGAUAUUGUUCUUCUUGAAUGGUCUUUCCAUGCUUUUUGGAAUAUCCAUAAUAUCGCUUGGAGUCGUUUGUAUUAUUGAUCAUGGGAAUAUGUCGGAGGUCGUUGGUUCUUCCCUUUAUACGUCUGGGGUGUACAUUCUCAUAUUCCUGGGACUAAUCAUAAUGACCAUAGCACUAUGUGGAUAUAUUGCAGCCGACAAAGAAAAUAUUUGCUUAAUAGUUUCUUACAUUUUCAUCUUGUGUUUAGUGGCACUCCUUUUACUGAUCGCAGGAAUAAUGGUUUUAUCAUUUCAAAAUUCACUCGGUGAAUCAGCUAGAAGGGUAAUGAUAGACACAUUGAGAACUAAUUAUGGAAGGCAUGGAAUAAUAACUGAUGCAUGGAACUUGGUGCAAAGCAGGCUUCACUGUUGCGGCGUUGACAACAAUGGGUGGAGUGUGUAUAAUGGAUCCUGGUGGGAUAUGAUAACUAACCAGGACUUAUACGAAACAAGUACUAAGCUACCAGGUACUUAAAAAUUUAAUUCUAACAAAUGAGCGUUGUAGAAUCGAGUUUGUUCUAUCUGUUUGUACCUCAUUCUUGUUGUGCGAAGAAGCUGGAUGGAUUGACGGGUUGGCCAACAGACGUUUAUCGUGAUACGAAGCGCUGCCAGACGUGGCAGUAUGGACCUCCAAAUAAGGCUUACGGGCCUCACAAUGAUGCCAUUUAUUAUGCUGUAAUUUAUUUAGAUGACAAAUAGUCACUUAUUUAUAGGGAUGUUUCGAGAGUUUGAAAAGUUACAUUAACAACUACGCCAAAGCUAUGGGUGCCUUGGCACUGUGUGCAUUCAUUGUCGUGGUAAGUAUCUUUUCAUUAUCGUUGUGAUAAUAUAAGAAAAGACCUAUAAAUUCCCCUUAUUUUAGAGUAUGCAGUUAAUACUGCGUUUUUAGGCGAAUUCGCUGACAAUAUGCAGAGUCCUAUAAACACCUUGAGCGAACGUCUAAUUAUCUUUGGCAUACUGUUGGCUCCUGCUGCAAAACUGGUUUGCACCGAUCCCUAGUUUAAGAGUCAAUGUUCAAACGGCUGAAUGCGUUGACUAAUUAACUUAUAUUGCAACCCCUCACGAGUUGGUUGCUGUCGAAAACUCAGCAAAGAUAAAAAAGGCUCAUUUGACAUUUGAUACUUUUGGGUCAGGCGUCGUAUCUAUCUAAUGAAAAGCGAGCGUACUGUGCGGUGGUUCAUUCCAUCUUGUCUUGUAGGUGUUAAGUACGGCUGCUGAAGGCAAAGAAUUUGAAAAGACUGAUGAUUUUCGAUCAUGCGUAUCUUAAUUAAGUCUCUAGUGUUAUUUAGGGCUAUCUGAUCAUUCGUAAUGAGUCCUUGGUAAGGAAAGUCAUACUCUGAUAUUAUGGAAUUCAGUAUAUUAAGCUGGCUAGCAAAUGUACCACUUACUUUAAGACACGUUCUUUCCAGCUGUAAUAUAGCUAGGCUGGAAAAAAGUUGUAAAUGUUCAAAUGCAAAUACAGCGACAAUCCUUGAAGUUUUUGAAUCUUCGUUUGACCCGCGUAGGGAGGUGUUGACUCCCUGGCUAGGGGUUCUCAGAAUGCCACAAACCAAUGGUUGGAAACUUUGGUGGCAUGGCCAGGAAUCGUUUGGCAACAAAACAGAUAAAUCCACUAAUUUAGAUCCAUAAAAUCCUCCUUAGAGUUAAUUUAACUGCUUCCAUUUUCGUACAAGCCUAACCAUUGUAAUUUCGCUAGAUUUCUUUCUUUUACUUUUAUCUGUGAUUUUUCGAAGUGAAAUAACCUCGAUAUUUGUUUUUCCGUGCAAAGUUCCACGUUGAUAAGUCAGCUAGCAUUACGGUUAAUGUUUCAUACUGUUUUUUACGCGGAUAACUACACUACACUACACUAUUAUACUAGUAUAUUUCAUGGAGUUAAACUAAGUAGCAUGUUUUUCAAUUACUGUAUCAUCUAAUAAGCUUGAAAUAAUUCGAUUUCAGGAGUUGUAGGAGGACUGUACCUGUUCACAGAUAAUAGUCACUUAGC
Molecule: messenger RNA, 2084 nt
Organism: Trichobilharzia szidati
Lineage: Eukaryota; Metazoa; Platyhelminthes; Trematoda; Strigeidida; Schistosomatidae
Source: the annotation of a GenBank genome assembly